Molecule: messenger RNA, 447 nt
Organism: Cyclospora cayetanensis
Lineage: Eukaryota; Apicomplexa; Conoidasida; Eucoccidiorida; Eimeriidae
Exons: 1
Coding region: 1-447 (148 amino acids)
Source: RefSeq, a predicted model, not a curated record
AUGUCGUCUAUUGAGCCUUUGGUUACAGUUACCCGGUGGGUGGGCUUCGUAAGCGGGGUCCUGACGAUAAUUUUAUGGUGUUUCCAACUGUCCUCAACGUCGGCCUCGAUCUCAAUCGGAAGCGACCCACUGGCAGAUGUCAACAAGGCGACCUGGCGCAUGCAACUAUUCUCCUUCGUGCCAUCUGUCUUUAUUGACGUGUGGACCCCCUUCGUCAUGGGCGCAAUGACUCUGAUGUCACACUUUGCCUCAUUCCACCUGGACUACCUUACAGUCAACUUUGCGCACUACUUUAUUUGGUCUAUGUUGAUGGCCUUAUUUGGCAAUAUUGGCUAUGCUGGUGUAGUAGGGAUUGUUGUGGCCUCGGUAACUCUGCUCGCAGCCCUCCUUAGCCUGAUCUGCGUCGUCAUGUACAAAGGCACCGCCAGUCUGAAGCUUGGAAGCUAA